Messenger RNA from Trematosphaeria pertusa, 1128 nucleotides. RefSeq names its product mitochondrial carrier. The coding region runs from base 1 to 1128 and encodes 375 amino acids. The transcript is spliced from 7 exons. Gene Ontology annotation, molecular function: transmembrane transporter activity. Gene Ontology annotation, biological process: transport. Lineage: Eukaryota; Fungi; Ascomycota; Dothideomycetes; Pleosporales; Trematosphaeriaceae. The record is from RefSeq and is a predicted model, not a curated record.
AUGCCCGAGCGCGGGAGCGACAGGACAGAGAUAAACAACGUAUACACCAGGCCACGAGAUUUUACCCAUGUAUCGCGGACCGUCCUGCGCAGCGAGCAGGCAAAGCGGUGGACGAAGCGCUAUCGGACCGAGAUAGCUGCCAGCUCCAGCAGUCUGCUCUCUACCUUCGUCGCGUACCCUCUCGACUCGGUCAAGACACGACUGCAAGCAUACAAGUUCAACUCCUUCACCGACUGCUUGCGCCACACAUACAAAACGGAAGGCUUUCACGGAUUCUGGCGCGGCGUGCUGUCACCCCUCGCAAGCAUAACCCUCGUUCGCACCGUGUCGUUCUCUAUAUACCAGAAAUCCAAGUACGCGCUCGAUGAUUGGAUCUACCAGGCUACCGGCAGCUCGCCCCUCGUCAUUGCGAAUACCAAAGAUGCAUUGCCUACGCUGUCCACUGUUACUUGCUUUGGUGUUUCAGGCGCAACCGCUGGUGCAAUCAUCACGACAAUUGCUUGUCCUUUCGAGCUGACAAAGCUGAGCGCCCAAAUCUCCGUGUUGAUGGCAGAUCGCAAGGACGGCUCCGGUACGAACGACGCUAUUCGUAAGAGCUACCAAAACCUUGGCACAUUCAGGACGGCGCAGAAUCUUGUCCGGCAACGGGGCUGGAUGGGGCUGUACUCUGGAUUUCAUUUGCAUUUGCUUCGAGAUACGAUCGGUACCGGUAUCUACUUUGUCACGUACGAGAGUGUAAAGCAACUCCUAGCGAAUGCUCGUGGAAGCUCUCCCACUACGCCCUUGGCCGUCGUCGUCGCCGGUGGAUUGUGUGGGCUGGUCAGCUGGGCAUGUAUCUUCCCCAUCGACACCGCGAAAAGCAUCUACCAGCGGAACUGUCUUGUGGGUGGUAGAGACAAGGCGGUGAGACCGAAGAUCCAGUUCAUGAAUCCCCGGAUGUAUCGCGGUAUGUCUUCAACCUCCCUCGCCAGUGUGGACCGUGUUCUAAUGAGCUACUCAGGUCUCGGAGUCUCCAUGAGCCGCUCGGCUGUUGUCAACGCCAUUUUCUUUACUGCAUUUGAAUUUUCCAAGAAGCGCAUCAACCACAUGCGGGUCGACGAGGAGCUUCUUCGCGAGCACGGUUUGUGA